Messenger RNA from Apis mellifera (honey bee), 3767 nucleotides. RefSeq names its product epsin-2 (gene lqf). Gene Ontology annotation, biological process: endocytosis. The transcript is spliced from 17 exons. Gene Ontology annotation, molecular function: clathrin binding; phospholipid binding. NCBI's taxonomy places the organism in Eukaryota, Metazoa, Arthropoda, Insecta, Hymenoptera, Apidae. Bases 539 to 2296 code for a protein of 585 amino acids. The record is from RefSeq and is a predicted model, not a curated record. Gene Ontology annotation, cellular component: clathrin vesicle coat; plasma membrane; endosome.
GAGUUAUGCGUAUAGAAAAUCGAACUUUGAAAAUGCACCUUAAGAUUAUAUAAAGAGAGACAACUCUCCAUUGACAAAUUCCUUGUUUCAAUAAAAAGUCACAGUACGUUAGUAUUAUCACAUUACUCGUCAAACAGCGCCAUCUUGCCUCGUAAUUCUAAUUCGUCAGUGCCUGUGAAUGGACUUGUCAUAAGUGUUUUAUAUUAUUUUGUUUCUUAUUUCCGUUAAAAUUAGUAUAUUAAAUUUCCAGUCUAUAUUACGUAUUACAAAGUCACGCCCGAGCAUGAGAAAGUAUAGAUAGUUUCGAAAUUGACAUAUCACGCAUUUUCAUGGAUUAGCCUUGCACCUAAACCAGUUUUAUUAACAAGGCUUUUUGAAGAAAAAUUUGAAUUUCCCAUUGUAUCAAUUCUAGGAUUUUGUUGUGAUUCAAAAAGUGUUUGGGAGUUUUCUGUAUUUGUGGACAAGAAGUAGCUUCAUCAACGACCCGAGCCAUAUUUCAUAUGCCAACAAUGGCUAUGCAGAAGUGAAAAUCUUUUAGAUGAGAAGACAAGGUCAAGACGUUAUGCAAGUGAAUUUAGCAGGUAUUAGGCGAGAUAUUGUUAAUCUUGCCCAUAAUUAUAGCAAUGCUCAGAAAGCUGUACGUAAAGCCACUAGUAAUGAUCCUUGGGGUCCAAGCAGUACACUUAUGGCAGAAAUUGCUGAUUUAACAUAUAAUGUUGUGGCUUUCACUGAGAUUAUGCAAAUGUUAUGGAAAAGAUUAAAUGAUCAUGGCAAAAAUUGGCGACACGUAUACAAAGCCUUAGUUCUUUUAGAAUAUCUGAUCAAAACAGGCACAGAAAAAGUUGCACAACAAUGUAAAGAAAAUAUUUUUGCCAUUCAAACAUUAAAAGAUUUUCAAUAUAUGGAAGGAUCUAAAGAUCAAGGAGUUAAUGUUAGAGAAAAAGCAAAACAACUUGUGGCCUUAUUAAAAGAUGAUGAAAGAUUACGAAAUGAAAGAGCUAGAGCAUUGAAAGCAAAAGAAAGAUUUGCACAAUCAGUUAGUGGAUUUGGUAGUGAUGGAUUAGAUACUAUGUCACCUGUAAGCAGUGAUUUUCAAGAUUGGGAACCAUGUCGCUUAGGAUCUGAAACUACUACUAGACGUACGACUGAAUUAGAAGCUGCAAGACCACAAACAGUGGGUGAGGAAGAAUUACAGUUACAAUUAGCUUUGGCAAUGUCAAGAGAAGAAGCAGAACAAGAAGAACAAAGAAGACGUAGUGAUGAUGUCAGAUUACAAUUAGCUCUUAGUCAAAGUCAACAAGAUUUUAAAGCACCUCAAACUGAGAAACAAAGUCAUAUGCUAGAUUUGCUGGAUGUAAAUUUAGAAGAAGCAUGUGGAUAUAAUGUAAAAACUGAUCCUUGGGGUAUACCAAUAACACCACCUCCACCCAGACCUCAAUCUUUGGAUUUAUCUCAAUUUUAUCUAUAUAAGCCACAAAAUGAUCCAUGGAGUGUUCCUACAACAAGUACUACAUCACCUGCAAUAGAUCCAUGGACUCCCGUACCACAAAGAUCAACUGCUACAAUUGACUCAUGGCGAGCACCUCCUUCAUCACCUGUAACAGUUACAACUUCACCUAGUACAGAUCCAUGGUCACCAAUACCUUCUACUAGUACUACUGCUAUCACUACUGAAGUUGAUACAAAUAAAAAACAAGCUAGCCGAGAUGGUAUGACAUCUGCUUCUCCAUCUUUUAACAAUUCUACCUUAACACAAAAUAUUGGUUUUGCGGCACAAUCGCCGCAAAAUAUAGGUUUUAAUUUGCCUACGACUUCAAGUGCUACAUUCAAUACAACUAAUAAUGACUUCAAUGGAACUGGUCCUAGUCUUAAUAAUUUCCCUAUUGGAAAUCAAAACAAUUCUGUAGCCAGUCCACUAAGCGAUUUAGAUGAAUUUGAUGUAAUUACUAACAGAAAUAAGCCUGGAUCUAGUCUGCAAACUACAAAUAAUGCAAGUACACUAUCACCAGAUCCAUUUGAUUUGGGAGGCAUAGCUGAAACUCUUCCCACUAGUACAGGAGCUGUUAAAAAAACACCACAAUCGUUCCUUGGGGAGAACUCUGCUCUUGUUAAUCUUGAUAAUCUUGUCAGUUCUUCUGCGAUCAAAUCAACAACACCCACACCUGCAGCAACAAUGUCAUAUUCGGCAAAUCCAUUUGCGACGGCAACAGCGCCACCUCGUCCUACAAUUAAUCAGAUUCGACAAGAUCCUUGGGCAGCGAAUACAACUACUACAGCGAAUCCGUUCCUUUCGUAGCUUGGUGAUAAUCGUUGAAUGUGUCAGUCGAAAAUCAAGAGCACUGUGGUUUAAAACGUAUUCAAGAUUUUUAACGAUAACCCUGUACGGUAUAAGUUUCUCACUCGUUACGAAAUAGUUUUACUUGAAUAUAAAAAAUGAUAAAUAGAUAACAAAUGAUGUCUAAUCAAAGUAAAAUAUUUAUUAUAAACAUUUUAGUUUCUUUUCUGAGUUAAUUAAUGACAAAAGGAAGCUUAAAAAAUAUAUUAAUAUAACUAGUUUAAUUCUUUUGAACUGAUGAUAAAUAAUGCAACAAAUAACUAUAUUUGUAAACAUUAAUAUUUAUUUCUACAUAUAAUUGAAAAUCUAUAACUUAUAAUAUUCAUACGAAAGUAUUAAUGUGUAUAACUUAAUACACUAUUAAUGUGUAUUUAUUACACUAUUAUGUGUAAUUAUAAUUAUAUAAUGUAUAUUUUAUUACAUAUUAAUAAUGAAAGAAAAUUAUCUAAAAAAAGAAGAUAAUAUAUAAUAAAUAAAAAAUUAAGAAAAAAAUCAUAUUUCAAUUUUGAACAUUUAAACGCUUCCAAACUAUAACUAAAUUUUAUAAGAACUUUUUCCAUUUAUGAUAUAUUUUUUAAAUGCAUCUCGAAUUGGUAAUAGAAGAUUGAAUAAGAUUUUCAUUAUGCUGUAGAUUAUAAUUGAUUAAUUAAUAUCAUGAUUAUUUCUUUUAUUUUAUAUUUAUGUACAUGUACAUUUUCUAUAGCUAACGAGAUUAUGAGACUGUCGUGAUUUGCAGGAGUAAAUUAUAUCGAACAGGGUUUUUCAAUUUAUGUUUUACGCUUAAUGUGACAUGCAUUGAUUGUGAUUCGUAAAAAUAUUGGUGUCAUGGCAUGCCUUUUAUGACUAAUACUCAUCUUGCAAGAAAAAUGCUAAUCGUAUAUGUCUUUGCUAAUUCAUUAUUUUUCAUUAUUUAACAUCUUGAUUACUUGCAGAUGAAAUAAUUGUGUUAUGGAGUUUAUAGCUGCAAAAUAUUUAUAUCAUAUAAUUAUAUCUUCUAAUAUUAUUGAAGUACAUAUAUAUGUACAAGUUAAAUUAUUUAUGAAAUUUUAUGCAUUUGAUUUGAAUAAUUGAAGAUAUAUGCAUAGGCUUCAUGCACUAAAGAAAACCAAACACAGCCGUAAUUAAUAUGCAUUUUUCUAUAAAUGGAUAAAUCGAUGCGUUUUAUUGUUUCAUGGAGACUUAUUAAAAUAUAAUGUUUAUGUUGGUUUCUAUAAAUAUUUUAGAAAUUUCUUAAAGAAAUUCUUUAACGCGGUGUCUUUAUUCGUUCGACUGUCAAACUUAAUGAACCAACAUGAAAAUAAAGGGUAAUGUGAAGUGCAUUAGCUUUCUUUAUACGCAAAACGAUUUACAAUUGUACCUUGAUUUAUAUAAAAAAAAAAAAUUGUAAAUAUGUUAGCAUAUUGUUCCCCAACUGUCAAAUCUUUUCCUUCAA